Orussus abietinus is the source of this 2224-nucleotide messenger RNA. It is a transcript of the gene SCOT, whose product is annotated as succinyl-CoA:3-ketoacid coenzyme A transferase 1, mitochondrial. Lineage: Eukaryota; Metazoa; Arthropoda; Insecta; Hymenoptera; Orussidae. Bases 339 to 1964 code for a protein of 541 amino acids. Gene Ontology annotation, biological process: ketone body catabolic process. The transcript is spliced from 7 exons. Gene Ontology annotation, molecular function: CoA-transferase activity. The record is from RefSeq and is a predicted model, not a curated record.
GGCCCCGAGAUGACGUUACAACAGUUUGGAGGAAUUUAAACAUUUUAGGGAAAUAACAUCUUCAAGGUCUACCAGAUCGCAGAAGGCAUCUCAGAUUCGUUCGUUUACAAAACAGAUGGUUUGCUCAAGCUAUUCAUAGCCUAAAAAGGCGAUAUCGGGUGCCACCAGAUAAUAAUUCGAGAAUCCAACUUCGAAUUUUCCUCAGUACUGCUCAGUACAGAAUUUUACUUCAGAGGGGCGACACGCGUGUUCCAAAUGUCGUCAUAACCUCACAAUCGUCGGCCUCGAGGAAUAGCAAAGUACCUAAUUAAUAAUAAUAUUUUUUUUUGCGAAGAACAAUGGCAUUUAUGAUGAACAGAGUGGGCGGGAUUAUUUUACGAAUUGGAACGAGAUGCCGUGAUACUCGGACAUAUUUAAAACUUACAAAAGUUUGCACAGUUAGUUUUUCAAUUAAAGCAGAUGUACCAGAGGUCGUGGAUGAAGUUAAGACGCUGAAGCCACCACUUGGAGAUGGGAAAGUGUUUAAAUCGCUGGAGGAAGUUGUAUCAGACAUUCCAGAUGGUGCAAGACUGUUGGUCGGUGGAUUCGGUCUUUGUGGUAUUCCUGAGAAUCUAAUAGAAGCUUUGCUUAAAAAAGGAACGAAAGAUUUAACAGUUGUUUCAAAUAAUGCUGGAGUCGAUGAUUUUGGACUAGGGAGGUUGUUGAAGGCACACCGAGUAAAGAGAAUGAUUUCGUCAUAUGUUGGAGAAAAUGCAGAAUUUGAGAAACAAUAUUUAAGUGGUCAAUUGGAGGUUGAACUGACGCCACAGGGGACAUUGGCAGAACGAUUAAGGGCAGGCGGAGCUGGAAUACCUGCAUUUUAUACAGCCUCUGGAUGCGGAACAAUCAUACAAGAAGGAAACGUGGUGAUAAAGUAUGAUGAAGCUGGUAACCCUGCUAUAUCUGGAGAGUCGAGAGAAGUAAACGAUUUUGAAGGACGUCAGUACAUACUGGAAACAGCCAUCACUGGACAUUUUGCUCUAGUUAAAGCAUGGAAGGCUGAUAAAGCAGGCAAUUUAAUUUUUAGAAAAUCAUCAAGGAAUUUUAAUCCAGUAAUGUGUAAGGCUGCAAAAGUAGCUAUAGCAGAAGUUGAAGAAAUCGUUGAAAUUGGACAGUUAGAUCCUGACCACGUACAUUUACCUGGGAUUUAUGUAGAUAGAAUAAUCCAAGGACCUAGUUAUGAAAAACGUAUCGAGAGAAGAACAACCAAACAAACUGUAAAGCCAAAGAAGAAGACACCUGCCAGCAAGGCAAGAGAAAGGAUUAUCAGAAGAGCAGCUCUUGAAUUUAAGGAUGGAAUGUAUGCAAAUCUGGGAAUUGGCAUUCCCAUGUUGGCCAGUAACUAUAUACCAAAAGGUAUCAAAGUAACCCUGCAGUCAGAAAACGGAAUUUUGGGUUUAGGACCGUUCCCAGAUGAAGACGAUGUUGAUCCAGAUUUAAUAAAUGCUGGGAAAGAGACCGUUACUGUUUUACCAGGUGCUUCUUAUUUUGACAGCAGUGAGAGCUUUGCCAUGAUCAGAGGUGGCCAUAUCAAUUUGACAAUUCUUGGUGGCAUGCAAGUGUCACAAAAAGGGGAUUUGGCAAAUUGGAUGAUCCCAGGAAGUAUGGUUAAAGGUAUGGGUGGUGCAAUGGAUUUGGUUGGUGCUGCUAAAACCAAAGUUGUGGUUACCAUGGAACAUAAGGCACGUGAUGGAAGUCCAAAAAUUCUUCAGAAUUGUACAUUACCUAUAACUGGUCAACAAUGCGUCGAUUUAAUCAUCACAGAUUUGGCAGUUUUUGAGAUCAUUAAAGGUCAAGGCAUCAAACUUAUCGAAAUAGCUGCUAAUGUCGACAUAAGUGAAAUUAUCAGUUCUACAGGCUGCGAAUUCUCUGUAGCUGAUAACCUUAAGGAAAUGGGUCAGGUGGCUGUGGAUGAAGAAAGCUAAAUUACCUGCUUCAGGUAUACUGACACUUCGUUCGAUGUAUUACAAUGUAUGGUUACAUCUAAAAUUUACAUGUUGUUUCCAAAAAAGGGUAUCAGGAAUUCGAUUUCGAGGCAAACAAAUUUGGCAUGCUGCCAAAUGCUGGUAUCAAAAAGAGCACAAUCCUAUAAAAUAUCUAAAUCUAUUACGUUAUUGCAGGUAUCGGACACAAUUGUACCACGUAAGAUCUAACUUUUUAAAUAAAUGUAAAUUACUUUUACAAA